GGAACUAAUCGCUUCUCAUCGCUUCAUCUAGCCCAGUCGCAUAAGAAUAAGUUGGGUGAGAGAACGUUGGCAGGCAUGAACUUCUGCCGAAAUAACAAGUCUCAGCAAAUUAAAUAUCUGGUAUCAGUGACGUAAAUUGGUUUCAGAAAUGAGUAUAAUUUACUGGAAUUGUGUAGUUAUAAUUAUAACGAUCGUUAGUCACACAUCGGGUGACACAUGGCAACAAGUGGCCAGUCAUCCAUCUUGGAAGAAGUUGGAAUCGUUUGAGUGCGGCUUCAGCGCCGCAGACCGCAUCAUCGGUGGCCUCAACGCAGCGCUCGGACAGUUCCCAUGGAUCUUACGACUUGGAUAUACCUUGGAGGGCGAAGACGAUCUGGACUGGAUGUGCGGCGGGGUGCUGGUCACAGACAGACACGUAGUGACCGCAGCCCACUGCGUGAAGACAGCAGACGACGGCAUUAAAUUGGUGUCAAUACGUGCUGGUGAGUACGAUACUCGGACAGACCCCGACUGUCAAACAGGAGUUUGCGCGCCACCGCUCCAAGAUCGCCAGGUGAAAGCCAUCCGCAGCCACGCCAGCUUCAAUAAGCCCCCCUUCCACAACGACAUUGCGAUUAUUGAGUUAGAUUCCCCGUUAGAUUUGAAUGACUACGUUGCCCCGAUCUGCCUGCCGCAGCAAGACCAGCUAACGGAUUUGCGCAUAGGCGAGCUUGUGACAGCGGCGGGCUGGGGCAAAAUGAACAUGUCCACGGACCAGAGGGCUGAUAUACUACAAUAUGUUUCGUUGCCAGUCCUAAAGCCAGAGUCUUGUGGUUUCUUCGGCAAAGGCUUUAAAGUAGAGAAGUCAGAAAUAUGUGCGGGCUCGCAGCGAAACAAAGACGCAUGCGGCGGAGACUCGGGAGGCCCACUUAUGAAGAUCUUCGACACGGCGGAAGGACCAAAAAGUUUCCUUGUUGGUGUGGUAUCGUUCGGACCGACAGUUUGCGGAAUUAAAAAGCCAGGCGUUUAUACAUCCAUACCAUAUUUCAUCAAAUGGAUUUUAGAUAAUAUUGCUUAAAAUUAUAUUGAACACGUUUACGAUCAAUAAAAAUAAUACAAAACA
Messenger RNA from Papilio xuthus (Asian swallowtail), 1102 nucleotides. Its product is annotated as serine protease easter-like. Gene Ontology annotation, molecular function: serine-type endopeptidase activity. Bases 149 to 1057 code for a protein of 302 amino acids. The transcript has 7 exons. The record is from RefSeq and is a predicted model, not a curated record. NCBI's taxonomy places the organism in Eukaryota, Metazoa, Arthropoda, Insecta, Lepidoptera, Papilionidae. Gene Ontology annotation, biological process: proteolysis.